This is a messenger RNA of Charadrius vociferus (killdeer), 1047 nucleotides long. Its product is annotated as protein Wnt-4-like. Gene Ontology annotation, molecular function: cytokine activity; frizzled binding. The transcript is spliced from 5 exons. Lineage: Eukaryota; Metazoa; Chordata; Aves; Charadriiformes; Charadriidae. Gene Ontology annotation, biological process: canonical Wnt signaling pathway; multicellular organism development; cell fate commitment. The coding region runs from base 1 to 1047 and encodes 348 amino acids. Gene Ontology annotation, cellular component: extracellular region. The record is from RefSeq and is a predicted model, not a curated record.
AUGGAGAUGAUGUGGCUGUACGUGGUGCUGAUCCCCACGCAGCACGUCCUUGCCGUGACCUGGCUGUACCUGGCCAAGCAGCCUUCUCUGCGGGCACUCCUCCAGGACCCUGGGGGCUGCGAAGGUCUGACGGGGCUGGUAGAAGAGCAGGUCCGCGUUUGCCGGCGGCAAGUGGAAGCCAUGGAUGCUGUGAAGCGAGGUGCGGAGCUGGCUGUCGAGGAGUGCCAGCACCAGUUUCACUCUCGUCGGUGGAACUGCUCCACCCUGCAGGGGCUGCAGGUCUUUGGCAAGAUCGCCAUCCAAGGCACGCGGGAGUCUGCUUUCAUCCAUGCCAUCUCUGCUGCUGGUGUUGCCUUUGCUGUGACUCGUGCCUGCAGCCGCGGGGAGCUGGAGAAGUGUGGCUGCGACCGCAAGAUACGAGGAAUCAGCCCUGAAGGUUUCCAAUGGUCGGGCUGCUCUGAUAACUUGUCUUAUGGGAUUGCCUUUUCUCAAGCCUUCGUAGACAACCCUGAGAGGAGCCGUGGCGUCUCCUCCAGCCGAGUGCUCAUGAACCUGCACAACAACGAGGCUGGGAGGAAGGCUCUCCUGGCCCACAUGAAGGUGGAGUGCAAGUGCCACGGUGUGUCGGGCUCCUGCGAGGUGCGCACGUGCUGGAAGGUCAUGCCUCCCUUCCGCAAGGUGGGUAACGUCCUCAAGGAAAAGUUUGAGGGGGCGACGGAGGUUCACCCCAAGCGGGUGGGUUCCCGCAAGCUCCUGGUGCCCAAGAGCUCUCGCUUCAAGCCCUACACGGCUCAUGACCUGGUCUACCUCUUGGCCAGCCCAGACUUCUGUGACCGGGACCCCCGGCGCGGGGUGUUCGGCACCUCCGGCCGCCAGUGCAACCGGACAUCCCCAGCCAUGGAUGGCUGCGAGCUCCUGUGCUGCGGCAGGGGCUUCCACACAGCCCAGGCAGAGGUGGUAGAGCGGUGCAGCUGCAAAUUUCGCUGGUGCUGCUCCGUCAAGUGCAAGCAGUGCCGGCACCUGGUGGAGGUGCACAACUGCCGCUGA